AUGGACCAUUCACAGGAUGUCCACCUCGAAGAAGUCUUUUGGCGAUCGCCUCAGCACGUGCAAAUGAUGGGAGGAUAUCUGCAUUCAAAUAAUAAGUCCCCAUUCUUUGACGCAACCUCCAACAAUGCAUCGCUAGCAAUCCAGGCAAACUACAACGAGGCUUUUCGCCAUUUUAUAGAGACGCGGGACUCUUUUGAAGGCAGGCUCAAGACGAUGCAGGGAUUGGAGUUUAUGGUAGCAUAUGACCCGUUAGAAGCUGCAGCGCAGUCGGAGACUCAGUUCGCCCGCGAACCAUCGAAUAUCUGGGUGAUUCGCAAACAAAUGAGACAGAAGCGGCCGGGAAUGGAAGACGACGUCGUUGUGCUCUCAACAUACUAUGUUGUUGGUGAUGCAGUUUACAUGGCGCCUGCAGUCUCGAGCGUCAUUGGAAAUCGAAUACUUUCCGCUGUCACAUCACUUACGAGACUAAUGCAUGUUGCUUCCCCUCUUCCUAUCUUCACACCGUCAUAUGGCCAUACAUACAUGCCACCCGGCCCCCGAGCGGCAGACGCUCCUCAGGCAGCAUCUCAAUCUCAGCAAAGCAAGGAGUCGACCCCAAUGCCCGAGUCUCAAAGUACCGCGAAAGCAUCUUUGACUGCUGGCACUACGAAUAUUAAAGACACCUCUUAUCAAGACACGCGUGGUUUAAUGGAGGCGUUAAACCUCCUCUCCCGAUACGGAGAUGAAUACAUGGACGAAACCCCAUUAACAGGCGAACCGGGUUCAUUCAUAUUGUCCAAAUCCGCCGAUGCUGCUAGCAGUACUUCUGCUCGGCGAGGUCCCAAGACAAAUAUGCAUGCGCCUGCAGUCCCUCGAAAACCUGGGACUCCAGCGGUCGGAGAUACCUCAACUCCUUCGAGAGGCAUGGAAUAG
Talaromyces atroroseus is the source of this 912-nucleotide messenger RNA. Its product is annotated as Mediator of RNA polymerase II transcription subunit 6. Bases 1 to 912 code for a protein of 303 amino acids. Lineage: Eukaryota; Fungi; Ascomycota; Eurotiomycetes; Eurotiales; Trichocomaceae. The record is from RefSeq and is a predicted model, not a curated record. The transcript is spliced from 3 exons. Gene Ontology annotation, cellular component: mediator complex; core mediator complex. Gene Ontology annotation, molecular function: transcription coactivator activity. Gene Ontology annotation, biological process: regulation of transcription by RNA polymerase II.